Molecule: messenger RNA, 922 nt
Organism: Neohortaea acidophila
Lineage: Eukaryota; Fungi; Ascomycota; Dothideomycetes; Mycosphaerellales; Teratosphaeriaceae
Product: Mss4-like protein
Exons: 4
Coding region: 81-878 (265 amino acids)
Molecular function (GO): carbon-sulfur lyase activity
Source: RefSeq, a predicted model, not a curated record
UCGCUGUUCGUUUGUUCCAUUGAUAAAGCGCUGGCAAACACCCGAUUGAAUGUUCUUGGACUACGACGAAUCGUACGGACAUGCGAAGAGCGAGCGAAUCAUUACAUGUACAGCAUCGUUCCCUACUUGGUUGCAAGCACUCUCGACCUCGACAUCUAUUGCCAUCUGCAAGCAAUUUCAUCCGCAGCCGCACUACGUCAGGCAGUGGUUCAAGAUCAAUCGCAGCCCGCCAUACUGCUCUCUCAAGACCAUCAAGGUUACCAACAUCGCAAACCCGGCAGCCACUAAAUCGAAUGGAAGACACGCGAAACUUGCAUGGGAGCAGCGGCACGGGAGCUCAACGAAGCGAAGAGUGGCAAAGCCAGGCGCCAUACCGGGUUCACGGCCAGCAGGAGGAGUUUGAUGUCAAGCAUGAGGCGAGUUGUCAUUGUGGGCGAGUGCAAUAUCAGUUGAAGCGAGCGGUGCCGCUGGACAGCAAGUUUUGCCAUUGCGUCGAGUGUCAGGUGCAGCAUGGCGCGCCUUUUCAAUGGGCUGCGAUCUUCCAUAAGGAGGACAUCAACUUCACGCGCGGCCAUGAGGGGUUGGAAUGGUAUGAUUCGGCAAAGAGGGAGGCACGACACACGCUUCCUUGUAAAGUGCGGUGUGCGUAUUGCAAGACGCCCAUCAUGGACGAAGGACGACGUAUGAUCCUGCUGUUCCCUACUUUGAUCAGUCUGAAGUCCGAGCAGGCGAGGAGAGACUUCCGGCCCAGGAUGCAUAUGUUCUACAGCCAGCGGGUUGUUGACAUUGAUGACGAUCUGCCGAAAUGGAGCGGUAUGGCCAAGUCCAGCGAACUGAUUGGGGGAAGUGAGCCGAAAGAAGUCGAUGGUAAUCUGUAGUGCCUCCUAAUGAGUGGAUGGUGAAUGCUAGGAUGACCCUUUGU